Messenger RNA from Malurus melanocephalus (red-backed fairy wren), 1833 nucleotides. RefSeq names its product histone H5. Lineage: Eukaryota; Metazoa; Chordata; Aves; Passeriformes; Maluridae. Gene Ontology annotation, biological process: chromosome condensation; nucleosome assembly; negative regulation of DNA recombination. The record is from RefSeq and is a predicted model, not a curated record. Gene Ontology annotation, cellular component: nucleosome; nucleus. The transcript has a single exon. Bases 1057 to 1635 code for a protein of 192 amino acids. Gene Ontology annotation, molecular function: structural constituent of chromatin; nucleosomal DNA binding; double-stranded DNA binding.
GAGUGCUGCAUGGUGUGUUGGUGGGCACCAGGUGGCUGCACCCGCGUGUUUUUAAGAAAUAAGGGGAAAACAUCAUCUAAAUCCUACAGGCAAGAUGAUGAUAGCAGCUAUAUUUAAUCUCCCAGGAACAGCCGACACCCAGCGGGGAAAGGAUGGCUGAUUGCCACCAUGUCCCCUCACCAAGAGUUGUGUGUGUCUCCCAAAACAAGGGGACAGCUUGUUAUUUGUGACCCCUCACCAUUCACACGCAGGGCUGAGCUGGUGUUCCUAAARCACCUGAUGGAGAGCAAAGGGGCAGAAGAGGGAGUAGAGGCACUUGGCCAUGGGGUAUUGCUGCUGAGCUGAUWUGUGCUCAGUGCUCAUCCUUUUCUCCUUGGCACCAUCCCCAGUGUCUUCUUUAGUGUCCCUUCUUGCCCCCUUUCCUUGUCCCCUGAAUAUUUUUGCAGUAUGUCUCUUUGUGUCCCCCCUAAAUGUCUCUCCCUAACCCCCUUUGUCCUCCCUCUGCAUCUCUUGAUGUUGCUCUGAGGAUCCCUGACAUGCCUGUCCCUGUCUCACCAGUGUCCCCAAUGUCCCCUUCAGUGUCCUUCCUUGUCCCCACAAAAUAUUCUUCCAAGUGCACCUUGUACCUAGGUUGACCCCCUAAAUGUCCCCUCCAAGUCCUUGCUCUUCAAUAUCCCACACUGAUCCCACCAGUGUCCCUCCUUGUCCCCACCAUGUGUUCCCCCAAAUACUCUUAUUUAUUCCACAGUGUCCCCCGGACUGUCCCUCCCUGUCCCUCCCGGCGGGUCGGGUCAGGGCGUGGCAGGGGACCCGCGGGACACGGGUGGCGCGCCCGGGGCAGUCCUCCCCGCGGUCCGCACCGCGGCUUUAAAGGGARCUCGCGGCGGGUGCGGCCACAGAGGCACCAGCGGGGGCACCGGCGGCAGAGCGGCACUGGCUCUGCUGCGGCUUCACCCAGCCACCGCUCCCUUCCCAGCCUCUCCCCGCCCAGGGGCGGGCGAGCCACACUUUCGGCCGUGAGAGCAUCGCGGGGCAUCGAGGGACGAAGCACUCGCCAUGAGCGACAGCCCGAUCCCACUGCCACCGGCUCCGGCCACCAAGCCCAAGCGGCCCCGGUCAGCGCGGCGUCCGGCAGCCCACCCAGCCUACUCGGACAUGAUCACGGCAGCCAUCCGGGCUGACAAGACCCGCGGCGGCUCAUCCCGGCAGUCCAUCCAGAAGUACGUGAAGAGCCACUACAAGGUGGGCCCGAAUGCCGACGUCCAGAUCAGGCUGGCCAUCCGGCGCCUGCUGGCCACCGGAGUCCUCAAGCAGACCAAAGGAGUUGGUGCCUCUGGCUCUUUCCGCCUAGCCAAGGCCAGCAAGGCGAAGAGGUCUCCAGCCACAAAGAGGAAGAAGGCGGCCAGGAGGUCCACUUCGCCCCGGAAACGGGCUAAGUCCAGGAAAGCCAGGUCUCCAACCAAGAAGCCCAAAUCUGCCGCCAGGAAGGCCAGGAAGAAGUCAAGGAGCCCGAAGAAAGCCAAGAAGCCAAAGACUGUUAAGGCCAAAUCCCUGAAAGCAUCCAAACCCAAGAAGGCAAAGCGGUCAAAAUCCAGAGCCAAGUCCAGUGCCCGGAAAUCUCCUAAGAAGAAGUGAGAARUCUAGAGGUGUUUUGGUACUCUCCCUGUUGGUUCUGUAAAUAGCUAUUGCCUUUAUUUUUACUCCUUUCUAUUGCAUUUUAUAAAGAAUUUAUCUAGUCCUGAAUGGAAAUAGCUAAAACAAGGCAGUUGAUGAAAGAAAAAAGGGAACAUCUUUGGUAUGGAGAGUUCCAAUUUUAAAGCAUUACUGGUCUGU